GCUCAAUAAGAUUUGAAAUUUGUCUGCAUACAAUUGUAUAUCAGGCACUUGAAUCACUUUGCCCCAGCCCUUUUUCUGUAGAGAGCGUGGAUAGCGACCAUGCAGAUUUUCGUCAAGACCCUCACGGGUAAAACCAUCACACUUGAUGUGGAGUCUAGUGACACCAUCGACAAUGUCAAGGCCAAGAUCCAGGACAAGGAAGGAAUUCCCCCUGAUCAGCAGCGUCUGAUCUUUGCCGGUAAGCAGUUGGAGGAUGGCCGCACCCUAGCGGACUACAACAUCCAGAAGGAAUCCACCUUGCAUCUGGUACUACGUCUACGCGGCGGAGGCAAGAAGCGUAAAAAGAAGGUGUACAACACGCCGAAGAAGAUCAAGCACACAAAGAAGAAGGUGAAACUUGCUGUGCUUCGAUACUACAAGGUCGAUAACAACGGUAAGAUCUCUCGUCUGAGGCGUGAGUGUGACAACGCCGAGUGUGGUGCCGGUGUAUUCAUGGCCAAGCACUUUGACCGUCAGUACUGUGGCAAGUGUGGACUUACGUACGCUUUCAAGACCGAGGCUUAAGUUGGUAUCUGUCUGCUAGUAUUUUUAGUCGCCUUCGAAAUGCGUGCACAGACUUGUUCACGCUGUCUGUGGGUGGUGUAUACGCACUUGUACUGAACCACGAAUGGUUUAUCUCGAUAAAGCAUAGCCCAUUCUCGGAAUGCAAGCUCUCACACCAAAAGCCUUUCCAUGUAUUUGCC
Messenger RNA from Sphaeroforma arctica JP610, 743 nucleotides. RefSeq names its product ubiquitin-40S ribosomal protein S27a. The coding region runs from base 100 to 564 and encodes 154 amino acids. The record is from RefSeq and is a predicted model, not a curated record. The transcript is spliced from 4 exons. Gene Ontology annotation, cellular component: cytoplasm; nucleus; ribosome. Lineage: Eukaryota; Ichthyosporea; Ichthyophonida. Gene Ontology annotation, molecular function: ubiquitin protein ligase binding; structural constituent of ribosome; protein tag activity. Gene Ontology annotation, biological process: modification-dependent protein catabolic process; translation; protein ubiquitination.